AUGUCACUUGAUAUAUGGUCACGACAAGAUGUGUGGAUAUCAGAACUCCACAUUCGAUCUGUGCAUGGUCAAGAUACUUACAGUGGUAAAAUGUUUUUAAGAAUUUGGACCACUAAUAGUGACCUAAGAAUUAUUGGUCGUUUUUACUUAGAAUACUUGAUUACCGGCAAAGGUAAGCAGCCCAAAUUAAUUGAUUUUUAAUACAUGUGGUGCUGAUUGUAGGAUAGCAGAUUGGCUUAAUACUGCUUUAUCCUGUGUUUAAUGUAAAAUUCAAAGAAAAUUAAAACUAAUUAGCAAAAUAUUCAAAAAACGCAAUACUUGACUUAGAGGCUAUUAUUUUAUACCAUUGAUAUAAAUCUUUUUGCUCUAACUGGUCGCUUUGGUUGCCCAACUCCUCCUCUUUUGUGACACUGUCUCAACAUCCUGUUUUAAAGCACAAUUAAAAACAUAUCCUUUUACCUCAGCUUUUGACUGAUAUAUGAUCAAUAUACAUUAAUAUUUUAAUAUCUUUGUAAUAUAUGUUUGUGAAUGUAUACAUUCUUAGUUGUAGAUACUGUACUGCGCUUUUGAUCAUUUUCAUGUAAAAAGCGCAUUAUAAGUGAUUAAAUUUAUUUAUUUAUUAAAAUCUUUCUUCCAGUCCUGAAGAGUCAACAUUCUCCAUCAUUGCAUAAACUAGAUUCCGUGGAACCUUAAGGCCAUGUACUUCCCCUACUUUUUUGUGCAAAGCACGGUAACCACAGGGCUUUCAGCAUUAUUCUGAGUAGGUGUCUAUUUUGAUAAAGUAGGCGGCUGUUGGGACAGGGUGGUCUAGGGGGUCUUAAACUAGUGUAUAUUGAUUAGAUAGGAACACAACUGAAUUCUGUAGCCAAAUUAUAAUGUAUCACUACUUUCAUUCUUCAACAAGAUAACUUCAAGAUUUAAGAUGGCAAAUAACUAAAUCGAUUUUACGAAAUAGUACGCCGUUUUCGAAAAUAACCAGGCUAUAAUGUAUAGACCAAGUUGAGGAAAAAUAACUUUGUUUGAAAGCUUAGAGUUGGAGGAAGGAGAGCAGGAUUGAUCAUUCAAGUACUAAACAAAGUAACCGGCGGAGGGCCGCCGGCUUAUUUUGAAAGCCCUGGGUAACCCAGCAAUCGGCCAUCCAUUUCCUCACGUACGGCCUCUUCAACAUGGUGCAAAGUAGUAUUGUAGUCUAUGUAUGAAAUGCCAAAGUGUUUUAAUCGACGGCAAAAAGUUCGCAGACUCCAAGCAUAUAGUGGAUACUUUCCUUUACAAAAUCUAAAAUUUCUUUUCUUUGUAAGUUACUUUCAACAUAUUUUUGUAAGUCGUCUUUUAAUAAGCUCAAUAUCUUCUUGCCAUCCCUGAUCGGCCAUUUUGUUUAUGGUGCCCUGCGAGCCUGCGAUCUCAAAAUUAUAUGGACAGCAGUAAUUGGCAUGCAUGGGCCGUUGGCACGCCUGGGCCACGACGUUUGUUUUUUUUUUUAAUGGCACACCUGGGCCAAGGGUAUAAAAUAUUUUGCAUUAAAAUACUUUAUCAAUUAAAAAAAAACAGAGUUUAGAAAUAAAUUUUGUUUGGAAAAAAAUAAAAUAAAAAUAUUUUAAAAAAUAUAUAUUUAAAAAAAUAAAAAGAUAUCAAAAUUUUCUAUGGCACGCCUGGGCCACCAUACACCUUGUACGUCUACUACUGUGACGAUCGCCUCUACAGUUUCAAAUUCAUUUCCAGAUUCGGAUUUGAAUCUGAAACGAGGUCAACUGUCGUGUACACACAAAAUAUUCAAUUAUUCAGGAAAUAAACCUGAUCAUUAAAAUCAUCCAUCUUCAAACUAUCGCACAUUUGACAAAACUAUUUUACGUUUACAGCGCAUACAGUAAUGGCAGGUCAGGAAAAAUCGCAGAAACUAUACGACGAAAGCGUGAAUUCUUACUGCGCCAUGUUGUCUUAUUAAGGUGGCCCGCUACAGUUUUUCAAAAUAGAAAAAUUUGGAUCCGUAGUUUUGGACAAGUAUUACUUGUUGUAAAGCAAAAAGCAUCUUCAUACUCGUGUAAAACAACAAAAGUUACGCAAUUGCCGUUGCUAUGGCAACAAUGACAUUUCAAUAUGACCAACGCAUGUGCGCAGGAAAAAUCGAAAAAGAUUGUUAUUUCAGACUGCUCUUGUGCAUUCAGGCAUGACUUGUCAAACAGUAGUGUGUUGUUGCUGAAUGAAUAAAGGCAUGUAUCAAACUAUUUUAAGCAGUUAAUCUUUUAAUGCAUUGUAUCCGACGAUAUAAAGAGAUUUACGAGUUUGAAACACUUUUCUGCACCUCAAGAAAAGUCGCAAAACACAAAGAAGAGAUGUUGCUUAACUUGCUUUUACAACCUGAAACAAAUGCCAUCAGCAAAGUGGACAGAAGAAAUACUUGUCACGCGGCACUUUUUUCAUAAAAUUACAUAACGCACUUUUUAUCUUCGAACAACUUGUUGAAGCACUCGUUCUGCGACAAAUAUUGGGCUAAUUUAAACUUGAGCAUAAUUUCGCUUUUAUAAAGUGCUUUUUCAGCAACGCAUUAUUAACGCAUCUGAAAUAUGAAACGUGUUCAACACAGCAAAGACUAAGUUAACACUAGCAGCGCCUUUUUACUAGAGGUGAGAGAAACACGUGCAGAAUAUAAAUGUUCUGCAUCGUUAACUAGCAUUCUUUAAAUCAAUUACAAUACAGCCUUCAUCUGAUUGAUCUUUAUCUGAUUGGCUUGUUGUAAUUCGUAGUAGCCCAUAGCAAACCAACCGCGUCAGCUACCACGGAAAUUAGAUACGCAAAUGCGGUAUAUUUGAUAACUAACUCGCUUUCUGCGCAAAGUUAGCUAGCUCCUCAACAACGAAUAUACAGCCAACAGCUUAAUCCAGUUCUUACCAGUCAUUUAGUAUUUUACUUAUAUUUGUGAAUUGAGAUCAAGAGAUUUAUUAGCGUUUUUACUGCGAACGUUUAUAAAAGCAUACGGAAAUCAUGUAAAUAAUCAGCCUGCAAACAAGGAUAUUCCGUGUUUCACUUUUGUUUUGCCCUUCUUGCCAUCAUGGCAUCUUCGUCGAAAGGUUGUACCAGCAAAGUGAACACGGUGAAAAAGGAAACAUUAAACGCUGACUGGCUUGAGCACGAUGAUGAUGGCAAAGUGGUGAAUUUAUUGCGUUGUAAAGUUUGCACAAGCAAGGAGGAGAGAAUAACAUGCGCUAUAAAAACUUCUCUCGCACAUUUAUCACUGGAUCAGCAAUUGUAAAGAAGAACACCGUCGUAAAUCACAAGAAUUCCGAUCAACAUAGGAUGGCAGUUAAGCUGAAUUUGAAGGAAACCUUAAAGGAGAAAUAUGUGGACGAAUAUGUAAACGAGACCCCCAUUGGCCAAGGACUCAACAAAAUGGCAGCUGACGAUCGCGAAAGGAUGGAACAUCUUUUUAAUGCCAGCUACACUGUGUGAGUGUGAGUGAAGGAUUAUGAUCCAACUGCUGCAAUUGAGCGGUGGUAUGGACAAAAGAAACGAAGGAUCGGAUUCGGAGGCCACGCUUAUCUGGAGAAACGGAAGAAGAAAGUUGAGACGUCGGACGCAUCACGCCGACAUGCCUAUUUUUCGGAUUGAGUCGUCAGAAAGUGACUAG
Messenger RNA from Paramuricea clavata, 3622 nucleotides. NCBI's taxonomy places the organism in Eukaryota, Metazoa, Cnidaria, Anthozoa, Malacalcyonacea, Plexauridae. The record is from the annotation of a GenBank genome assembly.